Penaeus vannamei (Pacific white shrimp) is the source of this 579-nucleotide messenger RNA. The record is from RefSeq and is a predicted model, not a curated record. Lineage: Eukaryota; Metazoa; Arthropoda; Malacostraca; Decapoda; Penaeidae.
AUGCGUUACGUCAACUGUUCAAGGACUGACGCUGAGACUAACCUAUCUGCAUUUCAGUACAAGGGGCAGAUCUACUACAAGACGGACUCUGCAAUUAGCAGGGGGAGCGAGCUGAUGUGCUGGUACGGAGACGAUUUCGGGAAGGAUCUUGGUCUAUCGAGAGAGCCAUCCAAGUGGAAAUCAGCGAAGAAAGACGCAAUAGAUCGACAGUGCGAAUGGUCUGGCUUAGUCUACACCUCGAAAGAUCUAAUGCGUCCCCUAAAAGUGUUCAGAAAGCAUAUUCGCACUUACACGCCGCCAACAUGCUCCACGCGAGGAACCAGCAGCAGUAGUGGCUCAACCAAACAAUCUUUGCGAGAAGAAGCGCCGCAGUUCCCGGAAAAGGCGUCUCAUGAGACGCUGUGUUCGCCAGCAUGUGAUGAAUAUAAUACUGAGUGUUCGCAGUGUGAUUACAAGUGUGAAUCUGCUGAUAUCCUAAAUAAACAUGUGUUAAUACACAGUGGAAAAGAACUGUUGGAGUGUUCAGAGAGUAGGAAAAGAUUUGCUGACAGUGAUAAGUUGAAGGAAACCAAAAAAUAG